Messenger RNA from Theobroma cacao (cacao), 2253 nucleotides. Its product is annotated as putative beta-D-xylosidase 5. Gene Ontology annotation, molecular function: xylan 1,4-beta-xylosidase activity; alpha-L-arabinofuranosidase activity. The record is from RefSeq and is a predicted model, not a curated record. Gene Ontology annotation, biological process: xylan catabolic process; arabinan catabolic process. Lineage: Eukaryota; Viridiplantae; Streptophyta; Magnoliopsida; Malvales; Malvaceae.
UGUGACCCCGCUAGAUUCAAUAUGCUUGGGUUCGAUAUCGCUGAAUUUGCAUUUUGUGAUAAAUCUCUUCCAUACGAGGUUAGGGCCAAGGAUCUAGUAGACCGAAUGACCUUGGCAGAGAAGGCCGACCAAAUGGGACAUGGCACCAGUGUUGGUAUCCCAAGGAUAGCAUUACCACCAUACAAUUGGUGGUCCGAGGCACUACAUGGCGUCUCUAAUACUGGACCCGGCACUCACUUUGACUCGGUUGUUCCCGGUGCAACAAGUUUUCCAACUGUUAUUCUCACCGCCGCGGCCUUCAAUCAGACCCUUUGGAAAACUAUUGGCAAGUGUGUAUNAAGAGCAAUGUAUAAUCUAGGACGAGCAGGAUUAACAUUUUGGAGUCCUAACAUCAAUGUAGUGAGAGAUCCUAGAUGGGGAAGAACUCUGGAGACACCAGGAGAAGACCCAUUGGUGGUUGGACUGUAUGCGGUCAACUAUGUAAGAGGCUUGCAAGAUAUUGAAGGACAAGAGAACACUAGUGAUCCAAAUUCUAGGCCUCUCAAAGUUUCUGCAUGUUGCAAGCAUUUUGCUGCUUAUGAUCUCGAUAAUCAUGAUGGUCUUGAUCGAUAUCGUUUCGAUGCAAAGGUGGCUGAACAAGAUAUGAUAGAGACUUUUAAUAAACCCUUUGAGAUGUGUGUCAAAGAUGGUGAUGUUAGCAGUGUUAUGUGCUCUUAUAAUCGUGUCAAUAGCAUUCCAACUUGCGCUGAUUCCUAUCUUUUGAAAAAAUUAGUCAGAGAAGAUUGGAAUUUACAUGGGUAUAUAGUAUCAGAUUGUGAUUCUAUUAAAGAAAUUGUGGAAAGACAAAAAUGGCUUAAUGACACAGUGGAGGAAGCUUCGGCUCAAGUGCUAAAAGCAGGUUUGGAUUUGGAUUGUGGAGAUUCCUACAAAAGUCUUGUAAAGGCAGUGAAGCAAGGAAAAGUUGGAGCGGCUGAUAUGGACAAGUCGCUCAAUUACCUUUAUGUAGUACUGAUGAGGCUAGGAUUUUUUGAUGGAAUUCCGUCCCUGGCGUCACUUGGCAAAAACGACAUAUGUUCAGAAGAAAAUACUGAAUUAGCAGCUGAAGCAGCUAGACAAGGGAUUGUGCUUCUUCAGAAUGAUAAUGAAACUUUGCCAUUAGACCCUGCAAAGUUAAAAUCUCUAGCACUAAUUGGGCCACAUGCCAAUGCGACUGGAGUAAUGAAAGGAAAUUACGCAGGUAUUCCAUGCAAGUUCAUUUCUCCACUUGAGGCUUUUUCUGCAUUAGGACAAGUGACUUAUGAAUUGGGAUGUGACGUGAAAUGCUCGAAUUAUUCCACGGUGCAAUCAGCCGUCGAUGUCGCCAAAAAUGCAGAUGCUACUUUACUUUUUGUAGGCUUAAAUUUAGACGUAGAGGCUGAAUCGCGUGAUCGAGAUAAUCUUCUCCUUCCUGGUUAUCAAACUCAUCUAGUUAAUAAGGUUGCUGAAGCUUCAAAAGGUCCAGUUAUUCUUGUCGUCAUGGCUGCCACUGCACUUGAUAUUUCUUUUGCUAAAAUCAACCCCAAAAUCAAAUCCAUCUUAUGGGUUGGAUAUCCUGGUGAACAAGGUGGUCGUGCUAUUGCUGAUGUUGUUUUCGGAAACUACAAUCCUGGAGGGAGGUUGCCACUUACAUGGUACGAGGCUAAUUAUGUUGAUAAAUUGCCGAUGACUUCCAUGUCUUUAAGGCCAGUUGGGAAGUAUCCUGGAAGAACCUACAAGUUCUUCGAUGGCACAACAAUUUAUCCUUUUGGUUAUGGAUUAAGUUAUACAAGCUUCAAAUAUGAGUACAAUUCUGCAGAAAUGUCUCUUGACAUAAAAUUGAAUAGGCUUCUUCAUUGUCACAACCUGCCUUAUAAUGAUACAAAUUACAAGCAAAAUUGCCCUUCAGUUCUGAUUGAUGAUUUAACAUGUGAUGAUGAAAUUGCUUUUGAAAUCACAGUACAGAAUGUUGGGCAUAGAGAUGGAAGUGAUGUUGUGCUGGUUUACUCAGUCCCUCCGGAAGAAGUCACUGGAACUCAUAUCAAGCAAUUGGUUGGAUUUGAAAGGGUUUUUUUACAAGCAAACGAGAGCAAGAAUGUCAAGUUUGUGCUUAAUGCUUGUCAGAGCUUGAACAUUGUUGAUGUCUCGGGUUAUAGACUUUUGCCAUCUGGUUCCCAUAAAAUUGUAGUGGGAGAUAAUGUAAUAUCAAUUCCCGUAAAAGUUAGUUAUAGUCUAUAA